UAUAGAAUGAGGUUUGUACUUACUACGAGUAUAACCAAUCACGAAACAAUCGUAGUUAAUAAACUAUUAAAUUAACGUGAAAACUAUAAGCUUUUCUAGACUAGAUAAACUUAUUGAAAAAAAAACAAUCGGCAACUAAGUCUACACUUAUACAUCCUAUUUACACAAUUUUGAACAUCUACUCAUCUUGGAAAAUGUUGGACGUAGCUUACAACUUAUAUGAAUGAGACGGACAGAAGCACAAAGGGAGAGAAAUAAGGAAAUGAGAUGAGAAGGUGAGAGGAGGGAGCGCCUUGAUGAGGAGCUUACUAUUUGGGCUGAAAACGUACCAGCAUUUCAAAAACAUUGCUCAACCAAAGCCAUUAAACAAAAAUCUUUAAGACAAACUUUUACAAACGUCAAAUAAGUGUAAUAAAAAAGAUUGCAUGUGUGUUGUAUUACUGAAAAUUAGUGUCGAAUUGUAAUGUAACGAGUUUGCUAUCACAUUAGCAAAUAAUACGGACCAAUGGCAUCUUCGGUAGGAAAUCUGUGAGCAUACGGCACGGCUUGCUAGUCUGCUCAGUGCGAGUACAGCUGGCGCCUGAUGUGUAGCUCACAACUGCUCGAGUAUACGACAGUAGUGAUGGAGAGUCAAGUGAAAAACAUCAAGUGGAAAAGUGUCACUUGUUACCCUUUUUGAGUGCAGUGUACAGGAUAUAGGAAAAUGGAUUGCAGAUAUAAAAGUAAACAUAGUGCCUAAUUGUUUAAAUUGUGAUACGAAAAUUAUAGCCAAAUUUUUCGUGAAGGUUAAGCCAGCCGUCUUACUCUAAUAGAUUGUACAAACAUCAUAUGUGCUAAGUAGGCUGACGCGGGCCGCUGUGCCCCCUGUGCCUGCUCGCCCACACUAACAUCACAGCAAACUUCUAUCACCUAAGAGCUGGAUUUCUCAAAAAGGCGGUCUGUUACGAGACAUGUUCGUUGGCCAUUACCUGUGGCUGCUGUUAUGCUACGCGCAGUAUUCGCGGAGCACCCUGCUCGACGAGUACAAGGAUAUCACCAACAACGUGCUGUCACCGCCAGAGGACGCUGCCGUCGCCCUGCCGGUGCAGCUCGCUGUAGACAAGACCUCUGGCUGUCUGUGCAGGACUAACAACAAUCUUAAGAUCAUCGUAUGCUUCGGAAAUUACGAAUGUAAACGCUUCCCUAAGGUAAGCAUCCGGAGUGAUCUCCUCCGGGUUAUAACGACGGUGAUCACUGAGAUACGAGUGGGAGAACUCGACGUCUUCCAGCACCUGGUAGUUCUCCAGAUUGAAGCCAACCAUAGGCUCAAGUAUCUGGAGCCUGGAAUCUUCCGCAACCUGACGAACCUCAAACAGUUAUCAAUAUCCUAUAACACGAGGCUAAACACAUUACAUAAACACACGUUCGAGGGUCUCAAAAACCUUCGCAAUUUGACUCUAGUCAACAACGGCUUUACAAAUAUUUUAGACUUAACCCCCGCAUUCAAACCAACAAUUUUACCAGCACUAAGAAGUUUAGAUUUGUCACAAAAUUCUUUAGAAAGAAUACCGGAAACCACUUUCCAUGUUAUGAGAGGAACGUCGCUAAAAAGACUCGAAAUUAAUCUAUGCAGGUUGGAAUUUAUACAUCCUAAUAGUUUUGAGCCAUUAUUAAUGUUAAAAGAAUUGAUAAUAGGCGAAAACGACCUCAAUUCAAGUUUGAUUGGAAACUUAUUAACAAAAAUGAUAGAGAAGGAUAUAAAUUUAAUCCAUCUCGACUUAUCUGGGAUGGGUUUCCGUAAACAGCCGCCGAGAGCUUUGUUAAAUAUCAUCGCAAACUCGACCGUAGAGAGACUUAUCCUUGCUGAAAAUCAAUUCGAGAUAAUCACCGACGACUCAUUUCCUGCAAUGGUCAACUUGGAAGUAUUGGAUCUGAGGAAGGUGCUAGCAAUAUCGAUAGGCCCGAACGCCUUUGAACCUUUAAAAUUUCCAAACCUACGUGUCCUACUAUUAGGCGGUAAUAAUUUGCCUGGAAUACACCAAAAACAUAUUUCAAAUCAGCAAUUGUUACUUCUAGAUUUGUCUUCAAAUAAAGGUAGCUCCAUCAGUCCAAUGUAUUAUGAAAUCGACAGAGAUGCUUUUACAUACUGCAAAAGGCUGCAAGUACUGAACCUAGCAUACAAUAGAAUUAAAUCAGUAUUUGACUACACUUUCCGUGGUUUGGAUAACCUGAAAAUUUUAAGUAUGGAAAAUGGAACCUUGUACCAUAUCGGAGAUAAAACUUUUGAACCGAUGAGACAUUUGGAAAUGCUCAACCUGGCCAACAACCCCCUCACGGCAAAUGAAAACUUAACUAGUGUUCAGUUUGAAGGUUUGAAUGAGUUAAAAAUAUUGAUUCUCACAAAUUGUGGCAUCAAACGUCUCUACGACGAGGAUAACAUAUUUGAAAUGAUGCCAAACCUGACGCAUUUAAUUCUAAGAAACAAUCAGAUGUAUUAUAUAACGGCCGAAACACUAAAACCAUUAAAGAAUCUGCAGGUGCUAGACUUAAGCGAGAAUCUUUUGAUAUCGUGGUGGAAAUCGCUGUUUCUAGCGGCUGGGGUUCGCCCGCUUAAUCUUUACUUGACUAACAAUAAAGCGUUCUUCGCUGCCUCGCGCUUCCAAUGCAGCAGCCCUGACGUGUGGGAAGACCGCCGCGUCGCGGAGUACCUCUCCUCCAUCAAGACGCUACGCUGUCUCAUGUACGAGAAGAUCUCCAACGUGAUGUUCCUCAUAUGGACAGCCCCCUCGAUCGUAACUAUACUCCUGUUUGGGUUACUUCUAGUGGGGAUAUAUAAGUAUAGGAUUUAUAUAAGGUACUGGAUGUUCCUGGCUAAAAUCGCAGUUGGCAGGAAAUUUAUAAGGAAAUCGUUGAAGGCGGAGACUUUGCCCAGUAAUGGGUACAGGUUCGACGCGUUUGUGUCGUACUGCAACGAUGAUAGGGAGUUUGUCGCAGAGAUGAUCAGCCAGUUGGAGACGACGCCACCGUACCUAAAACUGUGUAUAUAUGAGCGGGACUUCGAGAUAGGUUCGUUCAUUUCCGAGUCAAUAUUAAAUAGUAUUAGUCAGAGUAAGUAUAUAGUUUUAAUUAUAAGUAAUAGCUUCGCGAAAUCCCAGUGGUGUCGUUGGGAGACGCAGCUCGCGGAGUACCACAGACUGUUUCUAGAGGACGGCACGCCGUACGACCCGCUGGUGCUCAUCAGGGUGGGCGAGGUGGACAACAAGUAUAUGACAACGACGCUCAAAUAUCUGCUCAAGACGAAGAUCUACCACUCCUGGGACGACAGCCAACCCGAGAGGUUUUGGAGGAAGUUAAGAGAUACUUUAGCAAGGAAUAUUUAG
Molecule: messenger RNA, 3359 nt
Organism: Papilio polytes (common Mormon)
Lineage: Eukaryota; Metazoa; Arthropoda; Insecta; Lepidoptera; Papilionidae
Product: toll-like receptor 2
Exons: 4
Coding region: 951-3359 (802 amino acids)
Biological process (GO): inflammatory response; immune response; toll-like receptor signaling pathway
Cellular component (GO): membrane
Molecular function (GO): transmembrane signaling receptor activity; protein binding
Source: RefSeq, a predicted model, not a curated record